AUGCCCUCUUCUCCAUGGACUUUCAUGGAGACCAAGUACCCACAUGUUGACACAAUGAAGGCCCUUGGAAUCUUUGAAGAUGUGGAGCUAGUUCUCAAGAACAUGCACUUGGCCAAGCUCUUCUCUUAUCACAUGGAAUCCUACAAGGAGCUCACUUGCGAGUUCUUAGCUUCAAUGAGGUACCACAUGUAUGAAGAGGAAGAUAGAGCUGAUUUGGACCAAGGAUUGGGAUGGAUCACGUUCUUGGCUAAGGGAGAGAAGAGAAUGGUGACCUUUAGGCAGUUGGAGAUCUUGUUUGGGUUCAACUAUGGAGAAGGUACCAAGUGGAACUUCAAGGAGAAGGAACUCCAAAGGGUUUGGGCUACAAUCGCUGAUGGAGUGUACUCUUCCUCAAGGUCCAAGGCAGCUCAAGAUCAGGAGCCCAGAGUUGGAUGGGAGUUCCAAUUCAAGUUCACACAUCCAUUGGUUGGCCCUCCAAGCUUCUCCUGCCCUAACCCAGAGCUCACCACAGGGGUGAGAACAUUGACUUCAGACCCCCUGUUCCAGGAGAGUGCGGAUUUGGGUGAGCCUGAGUGCUAUUACUUUGAGGAGUAUGAGGCUCCAAGGAUGAACCCCUCUGUUGUGGCUGCCCACAAGAGGAUUGGACUUCUCCAAAAGUUCAACAAAUGGCAAGGGAAAGCCAUUGAAAGAUGCAAAAGUCCAUGGACAAGAUGGUGA
Molecule: messenger RNA, 717 nt
Organism: Microthlaspi erraticum
Lineage: Eukaryota; Viridiplantae; Streptophyta; Magnoliopsida; Brassicales; Brassicaceae
Source: the annotation of a GenBank genome assembly